CAAUGUAUUUUGUGCUCAAAAUUCAAUUGAAAAUUAUUAUUACAUUGUUGUGUGCAUUGAAUGAAUGCAUAACUCAGUCAACAGUGGGUUAGAGAGUGAGUGAAAAAACUACAGUUGUUUUGGUAUAAGCAUUGGGUUUGGGUUUUAUAAUACUGUAUAUAGAGUUGUAGUGUUCAGGUGUUGUCCAACUGUUUGCUGUUUGUUUGGGGUUUGGUUUGAAUUGACAGCAACUAUACAGACAUAAUGUCAUAUAAUAAGGGAGACGACACGGGUAGCUAUCGUCUGGCCGUUUCGCCCGAAGUGCCAGACGAUGGACUAACACCCGAAGGCAGACCCAAACUGUUGAAGUAUAAGAAGAGUCCGCACGCGGGAAGAAAAAAACAAGACUUAGAAGAAUUGAAGAAAGAGGUGACAAUGGAUGAACACAGGAUACCAAUAGACAUGUUAUGCAGUCAAUUGGCCACCGAUACCGAACUCGGACUGACCCCAGAACAGGCACACGAAGUAUUGUUAAGGGAUGGUCUGAAUGCAUUGUCACCACCGAAACGGACACCAGAAUGGGUUAAAUUCAGUAAAAACCUGUUCGGAGGGUUUGCACUAUUACUUUGGAUCGGAGCUGUCCUAUGUUUUAUUGCCUACUCUAUACAGGCCACCAGUUUUGAUGAGGCACCGGACGAUAAUUUAUAUUUGGGUAUCGUAUUGGCAACAGUGGUGAUAGUGACGGGAUGUUUCAGUUACUAUCAAGAGGCCAAAAGCUCCAAAAUAAUGGACUCAUUCAAGAAUAUGAUACCACAAUACGCUACAGUCGUAAGAAAUGGUCAAAAGUAUACGAUUCCGGCUGAAGAGGUAGUACUGGGAGAUGUGGUUGAGGUCAAAGGUGGAGAUCGUAUUCCCGCCGAUAUUCGUGUAAUACAAGCGCAUGGUUUCAAAGUUGACAACUCGUCACUUACCGGUGAAUCGGAACCACAAUCGCGAUCUCCUGAGUGUACAAAUGAUAAUCCAUUGGAAACCAAAAACGUUGCUUUCUUUUCGACUAAUUGUGUUGAGGGAAGCGGUAGAGGGAUUGUCAUAAAUACCGGUGAUCGUACUGUUAUGGGUCGUAUUGCUAACUUGGCGUCGGGACUGGAAAUGGGAGACACGCCUAUUGCCAAAGAGAUCACACAUUUUAUUCACAUUAUUACAGGAGUGGCUGUAUUUCUUGGCGUUACAUUCUUUAUAAUUGCAUUUGCAUUGGGUUACCAUUGGUUGGAUGCCGUUAUCUUUCUAAUCGGUAUUAUUGUAGCUAACGUUCCCGAAGGAUUGUUGGCCACAGUAACCGUAUGCUUAACAUUGACUGCCAAACGUAUGGCCAGUAAAAAUUGUUUGGUCAAGAAUUUGGAAGCUGUCGAGACAUUGGGUUCGACAUCUACCAUAUGUUCAGACAAAACAGGAACUUUAACUCAGAACCGAAUGACAGUUUCUCAUCUUUGGUUUGAUAACCAGAUUGUCGACGCGGACACCACUGAAGAGCAAACUGGUGUUUCAUUUGAUAAGUCAUCACCCGUUUGGCGCGCUUUAUCACGUGUCGCGUGUUUGUGUUCACGCGCUGAAUUUCUUCCCGGUCAAGAUCACAUUCCUGUUAUGAAGCGCGAGUGUACCGGCGAUGCCUCUGAAUCGGCAAUUCUUAAAUGUAUGGAACUGGCCGUCGGAAGUGUUCCCACCUAUAGAGUUAAAAAUAGAAAAGUUUGCGAAAUUCCCUUCAAUUCAACCAACAAAUAUCAUGUGACUAUUCAUGAUAUUGAAGGCGGAGUUGACGGCACUAAAGAUCAUUACUUGUUGUGUAUGAAAGGCGCUCCCGAAAGGAUACUCGAGAGAUGUACUUCAAUAUAUAUGAACGGCAAAGACAUUGAUAUGGAUGAGUCGUGGGCCGAACGCUUCAAUAAUGCUUACCUUGAAUUAGGAGGUUUGGGUGAAAGAGUCAUCGGUUUUUGCGAUUAUCGACUUCCGAAAGAAGAUUAUCCAAAAGGCUAUGAGUUUAACAGCGAUGAUAAUAACUUUCCAUUGACUGGACUCCGAUUUUUGGGUUUAGUUUCAAUGAUAGAUCCUCCCAGAGCUGCUGUGCCCGAUGCUGUUGCUAAAUGUCGCAGCGCUGGUAUCAAAGUAAUUAUGGUUACUGGAGAUCAUCCCAUUACAGCACAAGCUAUUGCCAAAGCUGUGGGCAUUAUUUCAGAAGGAAAUGAAACCGUUGACGACAUUGCGAAACGUAUGAAUAUUCCUGUUGAAGAAGUAGAUCCGAGACAAGCAAAAGUGUGUAUUGUUCACGGGGGGAUGCUUAAGACAAUAUCAACCGAUGAAUUGGAUGACAUACUACAGCAUCACACAGAGAUUGUAUUUGCCCGGACAUCACCACAACAGAAGCUUAUUAUAGUAGAGGGCUGUCAACGUCAGGGCGCUAUUGUUGCCGUCACUGGAGAUGGUGUUAACGACUCACCGGCUCUAAAGAAGGCGGAUAUUGGUAUUGCUAUGGGUAUCGCCGGCUCUGAUGUAUCCAAACAGGCAGCGGACAUGAUUUUAUUAGACGAUAAUUUUGCGUCAAUUGUUACGGGAGUUGAAGAGGGAAGACUUAUAUUUGAUAAUUUGAAAAAGUCUAUCGCAUACACACUGACCAGUAAUAUACCAGAGAUUUCGCCAUUCUUAGUAUUUAUCUUAGCCGACAUACCUCUUCCAUUGGGAACCGUUACCAUUCUCUGUAUUGAUUUGGGCACUGAUAUGGUUCCGGCCAUAUCAUUGGCUUACGAGAAGGCAGAGAGUGAUAUAAUGAAACGAAAACCAAGAGACGCCCGAAAUGAUAAACUGGUGAAUGAAAGACUUAUAUCGAUGUCUUACGGCCAGAUCGGUAUGAUGCAGGCAAGUGCCGGCUUCUUCACCUACUUUGUCAUUAUGGGUGAAAAUGGUUUCUGGAUAAAUGAUUUGCUUGGCAUCAGACAACAGUGGGAUUCAAAAGCAGUCAAUGAUGUCAGAGACUCGUACGGACAGGAAUGGACAUAUGCCGAUAGAAAAGUAUUGGAGUUCACAUGUCAUACGGCUUUCUUCGUAGCGAUUGUGAUCGUCCAAUGGGCUGAUCUUAUUAUUUGUAAGACCCGACGCAACUCAUUAGUACAUCAGGGAAUGGAUAAUCAUGUGCUUAACAUUGGACUUGUAUUUGAAACGGUUUUGGCUGCCAUCCUGUCCUACGGUCCCGGUAUGGAUAAAGCACUGCGAAUGUAUCCAUUAAAGUUCAACUGGUGGUUAGUGGCCCUUCCGUUCUCGAUAUUGAUUUUCAUCUACGAUGAGAUUCGCCGAUAUAUUUUACGUCGAAAUCCCGGCGGUUGGGUUGAAAAGGAAACCUAUUAUUAAAAUACUUUGUGUGCGAAACUCGAAAAUCUAUACAAAAAAACUUAUUUUACCAAUAUUUGUUCAAUUGUACUAUUAUUGUCAUAAAUAUAGAUUCUCAAAUUUUUAUCCAAUUUGAAUAUUUACAAUAUAU
This is a messenger RNA of Oppia nitens, 3505 nucleotides long. Its product is annotated as sodium/potassium-transporting ATPase subunit alpha-B-like. NCBI's taxonomy places the organism in Eukaryota, Metazoa, Arthropoda, Arachnida, Sarcoptiformes, Oppiidae. The transcript has 8 exons. Gene Ontology annotation, molecular function: P-type sodium:potassium-exchanging transporter activity; ATP hydrolysis activity; ATP binding. Gene Ontology annotation, biological process: sodium ion export across plasma membrane; intracellular sodium ion homeostasis; proton transmembrane transport. The record is from RefSeq and is a predicted model, not a curated record. The coding region runs from base 244 to 3375 and encodes 1043 amino acids. Gene Ontology annotation, cellular component: membrane.